Molecule: messenger RNA, 2203 nt
Organism: Sitophilus oryzae (rice weevil)
Lineage: Eukaryota; Metazoa; Arthropoda; Insecta; Coleoptera; Curculionidae
Product: transcription initiation factor IIA subunit 1-like
Exons: 2
Coding region: 187-1179 (330 amino acids)
Biological process (GO): transcription initiation at RNA polymerase II promoter; transcription by RNA polymerase II
Cellular component (GO): transcription factor TFIIA complex
Source: RefSeq, a predicted model, not a curated record
AUGAAGAUUUAAGAAGAAUUUGUUUUAACCUUAACGCAGAUUUAGCGGAACGUCUAUUUAUUUAUCUUGUGUGUUGUUGAAAUGCAUUUUUAGUUGUAUAAUUUUCUUCCUCUAAAUAUCUACAGUUUCUUCUAGAUUUGGCCGAUCUAAAAUCCUUUUUAUAGAUUUAUUAAGUAAAGUAUAAUUAUGUCGAAUUCCCUCUGCAAAACAUCAGUUUUGCGAAUAUACCAAGAAGUCAUUGACGAUGUAGUAUCUGGUGUUAGAGAUUUGUUUGUCGAAGAAGGAAUAGACGAACAAGUCCUACAGGAACUGAAGCAAACUUGGGAAUCCAAAUUAUUGGCGAGUAAAGCAGUACAGGUUGAAGAAGAGAAACCAAAAAAACAGGGAAAUGUUAUACCAUCAAAUGGUUUUCCAAAACCAGUUCAGCAUAUCCAGCCGGCCCAACAAAUUCCACCUGUAGUCCCUGCUCAGGUUCAAUCAGUAGUUGAAACAAGAAUGGUACCGAUUCAAAUUACGUUACCACCACAACCUGGAAACGAUGGCGGAAGGGUUUUAACAAUACAAGUGCCUGCAACUGCACUUCAGGGUAAUCAGUUACAAAAAGUACUGACUGGCCCUGUUAUCACUGCAACUAUGGGCCUUCCACCAUCAAUUGCCUCAUCAUUAUUGCAACAGCACGUAAAUGCUGCCUUUAGUAGUCAACAACAAGCAGUAGCAGUUAUCAAUCGUAAUGUAGCUCAGACUGAUGGGACACACGAUGAUGAACAAAUUGAAAUUGAAUUUAUUUUACCAAAUAAAUGUAGUUCCAGCAAAAGUAAAUUACGACAUCAAAGAAAAGUACCAAAACUCAAACAAGUAGAUGGAUCCAUGGAUACUUCCGAUGAUGAUGAAGAUGGAUCCGAUGAUGAUAAUGAAGAUGACGAUUUAGAUGAUGACAAGGAUGAAGAUGACCAAGAAAUUGAAGAUGAGGGAGGCGAAGAAGAACCACUUAAUUCAGAGGACGAUGUAUCAGACGAUGAUCCAACUGAUCUCUUUGACACUGAUAAUAUUGUGGUGUGUCAAUAUGACAAAAUAAUACGGAACAGAAAUAAAUGGAAAUUUUAUCUUAAAGAUGGUAUAAUGAAUUUAAAUGGUUUGGACUAUGUCUUUCAAAAAGCUAAUGGCGAUGCAGAGUGGUAAUAUAAUGUUUAUAUGGUAUAUUUUUUGAGUUUAAACAGUUUUCCUGUAUGUAGAGUUUAGUGAAAAUUUGAAUCAUCUAGCCUACAAUUAAGUGCCAAAAAAAACUUAAUGUGCUGCUUUUCACAUAUGCUCUGUCACUAUAAAAAGUAAUGUAACAUAUGCUGUAUGAUUGAAAAAAAAAACGGUGUCCAGAGGCCCGAUUCUCUAAACAUAUUUCCUGUCUAGUGAUUCAUCAAUCGUAUAUAAAUAGCAUAGGCUAGAUCGGAAAUUUCUUGCUACGGAGCUUACAAAAUCCCACUGCAGUUGGCAUGGAAAUGACAUUGCCCACCAUAAUUUUUUCAUACAAAAUGACAGCAUUCUUCAUGUCAUAGCUGUCGCUGACGCCGCUUUUUUCGAGUGUCUUGUACUAUAUGAUGAACUGGACGCCGUUUUUUUUUCGAUCAUAUGGUACUUCUGUAUAUUUAAAAGGAAUAUCUGCUUUUAAAAUGUGACUAUGCUUAAAAUAUCAAACUAAGUAAUUAUAAGAGAUUUAAUAUUUUUCAGUAAGCAGUAAGAUUCAAUCCAAAUUUAAAGGUUAAGUAUGUUACUGUGAUACAAUUCAUGAGUUUUUUGUGAGUUUCGCUAUAAUCAUCGAAUAGGGACAAUAGAUUUUUCAGUCGAUGUAUCAGAUGAUGAUUCAAAAUUAAAAAUAAAAGAUAAUAUAAAUGGUUCAAUAUUUUAACACUUAUGAAUAUAAAAAAAAUCAAGUACCUAUUACAAUCCAGAUGUUUUCACUUCAUUCUUACUUAUAAAAUUGCUGAAAAACUACAUAAAUUCUAUAUUAAUAGUGACAGAAACUGUUCAAAUUCAAAAAAUAUUUUAUUAUGUCAGGUCAUAUAUGUUAAGUAUAUAAUUUGUUUUUUUCUUGUUGUUUGCCAGAUUUUUUGUUAUUUACCUCUUUAAUUAUAGAAGAAACAGCUAAGUAGUUUUAAUUGAAAUACUGUUUUGUUCACUGUAAAAUAUGGUUAUUAUAUGAUUUAUAAAA